GGCACCAGUCUUCUCCGCAAGCAGCGAAAGGUGGAGAGAUUUUCCCCAUCACACACUUUGACUGUCUCUUUCACGCACACACGUAUACGCGCUCAGCUGACAAACGGGACGCAAACAAACGCAAAAGGACUAUGGACUUGACCCUGCGAGAUGCUCUAGGUGGGGGCGGAGGUGGGGCCCCAGCUGAGGCCCUGCUGAAGAGAGACUUUGUGGCCUCAUUGGAGAAAGAGAGCUAUGAUGACAAGGUGGGAGAGACAGUCUCAAAGAGUGACUACAGGCCCUUAGUGGAUGGAAAGGAUACCAAGAGCAGCCCUGGAAUGAUGUCAUCCAUGAUGUCAUCUGGCGCCCGCCAAGACCCACCAGGACAGCCUGCCUUCAGCUCUGACUACCUGUCUGGUCCUAUGAUGGGUGGGAUGACAGGUCAGUGGAGCCUGAACAAGACAAAGGACAGCAGCAUGCCAGACUCAUUUUUAGGCUUCUCUCAGUCUGGGAUGGGGGGGACCAUGGGGUCCAGCCUGCCUCCAUUCCAGACCAGUAUGAGCUCUGUUCUCGGGCAGACUGGGAUGAGUGCAGCUAUGGACACCCAGAAGAGUUCAGGCCUAUUUGGUGUGGAAAACAAAACCACCAGUGGGAGCAGUCCAUUUAAAACCAGUGAUCCUUUUUCUCUCAGUGGCCCAGGAUUCCAGUCCAUGGAUCACUCUGCAGCUCCCGUCCUCUCUCCCAGCGGCUCAGUGGACGACAGCAGUGCCACAUCCUCCAACUCCGAACCCCUCAGCCCCGAGAGAGUAGGGCCGGGGGGCGAGGCUAGCAAGCAGCGACGCCGGAAGAAGAAGAGGAAGGGCCGCGACGAGGUCUACAACUUCUUGGAUAACCAGGAGAAUAACCUCCACCAGUCGGACAAGCAUGGGAUGCAGGAUAAAGGCGGAAGGGAGACGGAGGAGGACGGAGAUGAGGAGGAGAACUGGGAGUGGGAGAUCAGAGAGAGUGGAGGAGGGGGUAGGGUGAAAGGCAGGAAGACUAAGAGUCGGGCAAGACUUCCAGAGGAGUGGGGCGCACCCCAGCAGCCCAUCUCUCCUACACCGGCUUCAGUUGCUCCUAAAUGGGCUACAGCUUCUGACGCCGGCCUUAGUGACCCUAGAGUUCCAAACUCCAGUCCCAGCCCUGCUUUCCCCUCUGCCCCUGAACAAAUAGCUACGAGUUUUACCAACUGUUCCCAUGUUAGCCUUGUAACAGAUUCGUCUCCACGUGCCUAUGAACCCAUGUGUGUAGAUGAUUAUCCUGUGUCUGGUAAAGAUGGGCAAAAGGCAAAUGAAGAGAAAGUUUCAACUGGCAAACUUGAGCCUAACAUUAGCUCGGCCAACAGUGCUGCCAGCAAGGGCAGUUUAACUGGAGAUGUUAGCGGAAGUCUAGCACUGAUGUCAGGAGAUAAUCUUAGCCCAGUCUCCCAGACUUUCUCUUUCCUCGAUUCAGUCCUCCAGACUCCUCCGGGCUCCACCCCUGACUCGCAGACCACCACCCCUAUCACCAACACCCCUACCAUUGCCAGUACUUCCCUGACUAUGCCUAUCCUGUCAGAACCCACCAUCCCUGCUUCAAAAGCUCCCUCUGUUUUUAACCCUGCAAAGAGCACUCCAGACUUUCCUCCAGCUUUCACCUCCCCAUCACCCAUAGCUCCUUCUGUAACUGCAGUUGGAUCAGCUCUUAAUGUUGAUGCUAAGCCUUUUGUCCCCUCAGUCACGCUCAAGUCCUCCACAGCUGCCACAGCUGUUAAAACAGCUACAGCCUUUCCCGGAACCACUGCUCCUGCAUCCAUUUCCACCUCAGCCACCCCACUUAGUUCCUCCUUAACUCCUUCAAAGAAUGAAGCUACCCCCUCAUCAUCAUCUGACACUCCCCUCAAAGGUGUAGCCACGUCACUUAGCUCAGCCACACCCACUUCUUCCAUCACCCAAGCAGCCCCUCCCUCUCUCCCUGCACACUCAGAGCACCAGGAGUCCUCGUCGCCACAGCUCCCCCCACUGGAAGUGAAAUCUGAAAACAAGGACAAGCAGGAGAAGGCGGACAUCAUCUCCAGCAAGACAGAUAAAAUUGACGCCUUUGAUAAAAAAGAAGAGCAGCAGAAGAAGGACAUCAGCCCAGACACCAACCAGAAGUCGGAGAAGAUCCUCAAAAAUGAGGAAAAGAUAGAGAAAAUGAAUACAGACAAAGAUGACAAGACCAAUGAGAAGGCAGAGAAGGUAGACAAGCCGGAGAAGAUCAACAAAGAAGACAAGAAGGAAGAGGAGAAGAAGCCCACUGAGAAGAAGGAGGAGAAGGGAGGGAAAGGCCCAGCCAAAUCUCCCACAGGCAAUGGCGGCAAGACACUGCCAAGUCCUGACAGCAAGAGCAAGCCUGAUGUGGGUUCAGCCAAACCAAAUUCAGCCAAAUCGCGUCCAUCCACCCUCUCCACCAAUGACGAGGCCAACUCGGCCAAACGCCCCUCCCCCACCACAGCCAAUAAAAAAAGCCCUGCGACCAAGGCGACAACACCCACCACUGCCAAGAGGCCGCCAGCAGCAGCUGGUUCCAACAAGGCUGCUAAGACUCCAGAAAAUGGUACAACCGAGAAACGCCCACCUGUACCAAAGGCCACACCCACCCCCCGUUCAGCUGCCAGUAAGAAUGGCUCACCUGCCACAGCCACAAGCAAAACUGCAGCAAACAAGAAUGACAAGACCGAGAGCAAAACAGGAGAGACCAAGAAACCCAAGACUACAGCCCGUCCUCGUCCAGUCUCCACCACCACUCCUGCUACACCAGCUGACACCACUAAUGGUGAAUCCGCCACUAGUCAUCGCCGCCGGGUCAUCACCAAACCCCCCGUGCCUAAGCAGAGCCCUAUGGAGAAGAAGUCAGCGGCUCCCCGUGCCCCCCGAACUCCCCGACCCAUCAACGCCCCGACACCAGACCUGAAGAACGUUCGCUCCAAGAUCGGAUCCAUUGACAACAUCAAGUAUCAGCCUGGCGGAGGGAAGGUCUCCUCCACCCCGAACAACAAGACAUCAGACCCCUCCACACCUGCCGCCAAGGCCAGAGUUCAGAUAGUGCACAAAAAGCUGGACUUCAGCCACAUCACCUCUCGCUGUGGCUCCAAGGACAAUAUCAAACAUGUCCCUGGAGGUGGCAAUGUGCAGAUCUUGAAUAAAAAGGUUGAUGUGAGCAAGGUGACAUCCAAAUGUGGCUCCAAGGACAACAUCAAACAUAAGCCAGGUGGUGGUGAUGUGAAGAUCGAGUCCCACAAGCUGAACAUUAAGGCCAAGUCUAAGAUUGGAUCCCUGGACAACGUGGGGCCCGGGCAGACCAACGGACACAAGGAGGAGAAAACGGAGGAGAAGACAUCUCCACCCCCAAGUGGCACUCCAACAACAGGACAAGCAGGCGUUGCUAAGGCAACAGCGCCAGAAGGUGUUGCUAAGGAAAAUGGCAUGAAGGAAACUGCGCCCUCUCCUUUUGGUGGAGACGGACUGAGGGAGCCCCUUAGCAUAGAUAAACGCAUCACUGAGACAAACUGAGUCCCAGCGACCUGCAGACUUUGGCAGGACACGCAUGGCGCUCACUGACCUGCCAAUCAACUGACCAACCAACUUACCACGGCGCAGUCACUUCCCUCUGGCCCCGCCCUUCAUCUCGCCCACCGCAGCACCGAACCGACCGUUCUCCUCUCAGUGUUUCUAUGGGGUCCGCCUGCCAGCUUCUUGCUACCAACCCUGACCUCUGAACCGCUCGAUGUCCCUGGCUUGACUUUUGGCCCUGUUAACUACAGAGAAGACCAUUUGGUGUUUGUCUGUGAAUCUCUGUGUGGGGUCCCACCAGCUUCUUAUCUGAUAAAAUAUCCUUAUUAGCACUGAGUUAGAUUACCUCAGCCCUAAAUCCUAAAUAUAACUACCCCAAAACAAACACAAAAAAAACUAAAUAAACCCACUAUUGCACAUAGUGAGUAUAAUCACCUUAUUCAUAGAUUGUUCAAGCUAUGACUAGUUACUGUAACACUUGUCACUGAAAUUAACCUUUCCUCUGGUCCCUGAUUGGCCUUUCACAUUACAAAUAAUUCUAUAUUUCCCAGCUUUGUUGGCCAACCUAUGCUUCCUUUUGUCCCUCCUUCCACUUCCAAUACAUUAGAUAUCAUCAAGUCAUGUCAUGUCAUUAUUACCCUCGUCUCACAGCUAAUUUCAAAUUGUUUCACUACAAUUCUCAAAGUAUUGUUGCACUAGUUUGUCCACUCAAAAUCCUUUACAAUAAUGUUGUUUUUAUUAUAAUUAUUAUUUGCACAAUUAAUAUCCUAAUGUUCAGAGUUUGUAGAGAUGGAUGCAGAGAAGACAGACUUAAUCUAGACUGAAGUUGUUAAUUAGAAAGUCUGUAAGCAAAGAUCCAUGCAAAAGUUUCUUCAGUGUCAGAUAAUUCCUGUGUCAACUGUACACAAUGUGACCCCAUGAUUAUGCUGACUAGAAUUAGAAACAUAAUUUAAUUAUAUCAUUAGUGCAAGAUAAUCAUCAACAUAUUGAAAGAGAAGAAAUAGAUGAGCUUGGAAGCUCCUCUGGCUCCAAAAGGAUUUGGCACAUUGGUAUUUGACCAGAUAGUCACUUACUAGAGAUUGCACUAGUAGAACAUAAAGGAGUGAUCUAUAACAGGAACUUUUGACACUUUAUGAUAAGUAUAAACUCACAGCUUGAUCUCCCACUGCUGCACCUUUUAGUCCCUGAUCAUGAAGGGAAUCGUACAGGGAUAAUGUGUGAAGUAAUUGUUGGUAACAGUGACAACCGCUGAGUCACAGGCUGCUUUUGAAAGGCUCAAUCAUACCAGCACAUUAAAUAGCAUAAAUUCAGGCAGAGUUAACAAUAUACAGAUGAUAACAUGCAUUAGUGGAAUUGCCUCUAAUGUAUUCCGGAGAUCUAUGGUUUACUUGCAAAGUAAAUGCAAAGUAAAAUCAGCUACGUAGUUUGCAUCAACUUAAGCUAAUUUGUACUAAGAGCAAGAUGUCUUGACAAAGUUUGAAGUAUUGCAGGAACAGAAACUAGUGUUUAUUAUAAAGAAAGUUUUCAUACCGUAUUUCCUAUGUUGCAACUUUUAUUCAACCUUCCAGCAUUGAAAUAAAAACUGUUAAAGAGGCAGAAAUCAGUUUUCGCAAUUGUGCUACAAAGUCUGCAAGCUUAACAUGUAUGUAGCCCCUCCUCUCGGAAAGGGAUUGAUAUUAUGUACAAUCAUCAGUACAAAAUAUCACAGCUGAAUAAAUGUCAUGGUACAGAAAAAAUAGAAACUCAGAAAGGUUUUAUGAUGUCCAACAUUUGCAUGUUUCUCCUGCGGUAUACUAUGGUUUGAAUAUUUCUUUUUAUACCAUGCUAUACAUAGGUCUGAUUAUUUCCCUUCUCUGGGAAUACUAAGUAUGAAACUGUAGCAACGGUAUAUUAAACAGUUAUUUACUGUUUACAUUUUGCGGGAACCUGAAUCUGUAAGGCUUUAACUUCGAUCAGGUCGUAGCUCAAGUCCACAAACUAAUGUGGAUGUAUUAGCUCUGCAGGUUUUGAAAGUUUGCUUUGUGUUGAUGAAAAUAUUAUAAAGCCACCAUAAAAUAAUACAUUAAGCAACAAUAUAUCAGUGUAGUUUUAAAACACUUAACCUUUGUCUGCAAAUAAGUCCACAUACUCAGAUAUGUGACCAUUUGCAUGACAUAAACCUGGGGGUACCAUUAAAAUACAGUCUUGUUAACUGUUUUCAUAUAUGCAGCCCUGUUGUACAACAUGAAUCUGUCUGAAUUGAAGGCUUUCCUGCUCCAUUAAUUCCAGUUGUACACCUGCACCCCCUGUAAGGGACUCCAGCAGUUACCCUUAGAUUUACAGUUAAAAGAGAUAGACCGAUAGCACCUUCCUCCUGUUACACACAUGUGGCCCUGCAGAGGACGGUGAGCCUGUAGAGCCAGAACCUGAUAGUUUUCUCACUAACAUACAUAAACACAGAUUUGUAUAGGUAUAGGAAAGCACACAUGCUUGAUGGUGUGCAUGCCCCAUACAUACACAUACACUGCAAUACACACAAAUCAUCCGUACUACACCGUAACCAACUCUUCGUGUUUUAAUAUUCUUAAAACGAUGAUGAGCUGUGUAGGUAUGUCCUUCCUGUCAUAGUCAAUGUCUAACAUUUUCCACUUACAUUCAGCCAUCCCCACCUUUCUAACUCUUUAUCCUCCAUGCGUCUCACUCUAGUUCUCUGACAGCAAUACAGCAAUCUUAGUAUGGAAAGCCUCCUGUUACCUGAACAUAAACAUGACGUACAGACAGACAGAGAUGGACAGACAACCACUAAAGUCAACUGGUAGGUUUGAGACAGGAACGAGUUCACCUGCAGGGAGGGCAAUCGAUUUAAGAGAAUAAUGUUACAUUCAUGGCAAACCUGAAGUUGGAACUUCUUUGCAACUUUAUGGCGAUUCUGGUAGAUUGAACCUACAAGAACACCAACCACGCCUCAUGUCAUGGGCACUUAGAGUAGCAGAUGAUCCAGCUUCUAGUUAUCUGCCUCUCUGUCUGGCACAUAAUUUACCCAACAUCUGUAGUGUAAAUAGAUGAGAGUAAAUAGCUUGUAAAAUGUCUUGUGUUCAUUUUUUUUAUGUUAUUUUUUUUUUUAUUUUUUGUGUAGCAUUUCUGUUUAUUUUAUAUAGGAUAUCACUGAAUAUGUGAAAAUAUAUCAAAAGCAUGCAUUUCUUGAAUGUUUGAAAAAAGAAAAGAAAAAAAAAAAUCCUAUUACACUGGACAGCAGGAACUGCCCAGCUCCAAAAUGCCAUGAAUGCAGCAGUAUUUCAGUGAAGGUCCAAGAACGGCCACAGAAUUCUUGUGUUUGGACCGUCCAGUGGCGUUUCAAAAAGUCUUUCUAAUGACCUAAUCUGCUUUUAUAAAACAGUAAUUUCACAUUUAAUUCUGUCCUAAUCAAAUCUUGAGUAGGAAUAAUCCUGGUGGCUACCAUUUUUAAUGAGUUUCCAUUUGUUAAGCAUAACUCUGAAGAGUUACAGUAUAGGUGUUCAAGUUAAGAGGUCACUUGUAUAUAUAGGCUAUUCAGUUUUGAUUCAUUUUACUUCUACCCAACACUGUGAUGUGGCUUUGAUUUAGAGCAAAAUUUAGACCAAAACAAUUGCUAUGAAUCACACCGGUAAUACAAACAGGAAAGGUCCCUUCCUGCUCGCUGUGCAUUAAAGGCUGGGAUGGUCUCUGUUGAAAACACUGGGAUUUUCAAUGCGUCUGUGACGUGCUGCCGUAGUUGUCAGAUGUGUGAAGUGUUACUACUGCAUCCAUCCUGUAGAGAGUGCUGCCUAGCCUCUGGAACACUGAUAGUCUGGCUCUUUGACUUUUAACAAAAGCUGACUGAGAAACCUUUACAUCUCCAUUAGAGCAGCCACAAUAGAGCUCCAUACUGUCUUCAUUUAAACUAGAACUAUAAUAUUGUGUCUGGAACACUUAAUACUAUCCAAAUCAUAUGGAACGUGUACAAUUCCCCUAAAAAUUCAAAAGUCCUGUGCACUUUGAACACAGUCUUGUUCAUUUCUUGAUGCACUCAAGUGAUGUAACUGUACUCAAGUUGCUUUACUGUAUAUUGGUAAAACCUUGUCAGCUGUGUACUGUGCGUGUGUGCUUCUGGGAACAAAAAAGUUCUGUUAGUUAGAUAACUUAUGAUAAUAAAAGAGCAAGUGAUCAAAUAGUCAGCAAUUAAGAAUAGCUAACUAAAAGCACCAUGUAAGCAUAUUUAAUAUUGUACUGUUCCCUCCAAACCAUGCCCAUGACUUGGCUGAAAGUAACACACGUCACAUGACACAUGCGUUGAUAAUAUGUGAAAACAAUAAUGUGAACUUUUCCUCGAGAGCAAAGACAUGACAGCACUUUGACAGAUGUAGGCGUUGGAUUAUGUAUAGGCAAAUAGGAGCGAGUUGUAGUCUUUUUCUGUGUAAGAAUCACAUUGUGAGAGAAUGUGGUCGUGUGAGGGGGUGAGCUGCUGUGUAUCUUUGGUGAACACGUUGGUGCCCUUUAGCAUAGUGGAUUUUAGCAGAACUUUGGUCAUUGGUGUUGUGCUGUUGGCUUUGGCGGUUAAACACUCAACUCUCCAGUCUGCCCUUGUGUUGUUCUCUUAAAUGUUAACUGGUUGUAUCAUUCUGCCCAGGCUGUAAAGUCACAUUUUGUGGUCAUAUUCAUAUUUUAAGGGAUUUUUUAAGGUGGCCAAAAGGCCACAGACCUGGGCCAGAUGCAUUGAGGAGCUCCAGCCAUGACAAGUUUCCAUGACAAGUGCAGAAAGUUAGCCAGAUUUACUAGGAAGUAGUGAAAGUUUGAGUAGAGUUAAAACUCAGCCUGCUGGGAUUGUGCAGAGUUGUGCAUUCAGUGAAUGGAGCUUAUUGAUGCUCUUGGGAUUAAAGUGAAUGCAGCAUUGUUUCUGUUGUACCACAUUUCAAAGUUUCAAAGUUACCACAACAGUGAAUUUAAUCAAUUUAAACAGGCAAAUUUGUAAUACUGCUAGAAAUACAUACAAAGUAUCUCCUUUUCAUUGAUGUUGGACCAGAUAUUGGUAUAUUGGGACUUUAUAGAGACAACUUUAUUAAAGAAAUGUUGUAGAUAACUUCAAACUGAGGGGCCUGAUAGCACUUCCUGCUGCUAAACCACUAGCAACGCUCAUGAUACAGCUAACGACAUGACAAAAAUUAAAAGUUCAGUUGUCCACUAUUUAGACUUAUGUAUUCUUUAAACUAACACAAUCAAUUUUGGCUAGCAUUUACUUGUAUUAGCUUAUCUAGUUCCAAAAUCUUGAUCACAAAUUAAAGCUAAAACCAUGCCCUGUUAUAAUUUUUUACAGGUUUAAUUUAGCAUCAGACUUUUCCUAAUUCAAUGAGGAAAUUUAAUAAGGAAACAAGUGGAACAUCACGUUCCUUAGGAUGAUAAAGGUCUACCACAAUGACAGGUUUAAAUGCACAUUAUUCGUUUAGUACACCUUGCCAGGUGUGAUGUGAACAUUGCUUUGCAGCUUGGACAAAGAGUAAUAACCAGACUCACCCUGAUGUCUGCUCACUACUGUUUGAUUCCCCAGAUGUAGCGCUUGAACAGCACCCUUCCACUAGUAUCUCACACUGUCCCUUGUAUAUAGACACCACCGUGUUUUUAUCACUCCAGGAAUAUCUCAAAUUAAUUAUUUGACAAGAUAAAAACUUUAAAAAAAAGCUUACUUCUUAACAGGGUGUUGUGGAUGUUGCCAGCUGAGCGUUCACGUUCAUGAACCCGUUACUGUUUAGCUUAAUAAUGGUGUUAUUAUAAGACUGAAAGCAUAAAAAAGGAAAAGUGUACUUUUUAUUUUUUCAGUCUGCCUUUUUUCAGAUUAAGAAAAGGGCUGCUGAAGUUUCAAGAAUGUUUUUAAAAUGUCUUUAAGAUGCAAGAUUAUGAAUACAUGUAUGAGGUUUGUCUCUGUUCUGUUAAGAAAGAUAGACGACACAUGGGAACACUAACUUCCAGACUCAAAGUGCAGAGCGGUAAGGGAGGCAGUGUGUGUUGUGUUAGGCAUGACCUGAUGACUUAUUGCACUGAGGCUUCGCGGAACAAAAGAACACACAUUAAAAUUAGCAAACUUGGGUUCGUUGAAACAGGAGGUAGCAAUAUGAUAGGUGUGAAUAGCACUGACACACACUGGCCAGCUCUCCUUUUGCUUACCACCACUCCCCAGUCAAACUAACAAUACCUGGACUUAGUCUUUUGGCAUGUGGUAUUAAGUCAUGUCUUGUGUUAGCUCCUGUUUUGACACCUUAGCAUUCCUGCCAACACUAGAAUGAAUCAAGGCAAGUAUUGGACCAAAUUAAUCUCAUUCUUUGUCAAAUAUAGUGGAACAUUAUGGAUCUGUUAAAAAGCAAAUUGUUAUUUGGUGAGUGUAAACUCAGUUAAAGUUCAUAAUGCCUGAAAUGUACCAGAGUAAAAAUAAAUGAAUAAAAUAGAAAUAAAGGGAGUGUUGGUAGAUUUGCACCUUGGAGCCCCAAGCUGUGUCUCCCUCCUACAAAGGCUUCGUAGCUCUACAGCACUGAAAAAACAGCAGCUUAUAGUUGUCUCUUACUACAUAUAGUACAGUUGGAUAUCGCAAUUCCUGACUGGCUGCCCAGUAAACUCUGCAAGCUGCUUAAAUGUCAAGGGGAGUGCAAAGAGAAGUGUUGAGCUGAACAUUGUCUGCUGUAUUUCAAUCAUGUGGGUGUCCUUACAUGCCAACUGUUAAAUGAAAAGUGAGACAGCUGACAAAACAGCUUUCCUUUCAGUACUGUAGGGUGAAUUCUCUGUAGUGUGGGCUGUAUUGUUAUGUAGGGCACAACACCAUAGCAAGAGCAUGCAAGAGACAAAAAAACAAAAAAAAAACAAAAAAAAAAAACUGCUGGUUGUAAGAGGCAUCUGUUCUAUUAGAUAGCGCUCAUCUCCCCCUUCAAUUCUGAAUAUUUGGUAUGAAAGAGAUGUUCAUUGUGAUUAAUUGUUAACUAGUGACGUGAAUAUUAAUCAUGAAAUAAAAA
This is a messenger RNA of Melanotaenia boesemani (Boeseman's rainbowfish), 10540 nucleotides long. RefSeq names its product microtubule associated protein 4 like (gene map4l). Gene Ontology annotation, molecular function: microtubule binding. The transcript has 17 exons. The record is from RefSeq and is a predicted model, not a curated record. Gene Ontology annotation, cellular component: neuron projection. Bases 132 to 3551 code for a protein of 1139 amino acids. Lineage: Eukaryota; Metazoa; Chordata; Actinopteri; Atheriniformes; Melanotaeniidae. Gene Ontology annotation, biological process: microtubule cytoskeleton organization; neuron projection development.